AAGUAUAAUUAAUCCUAAUUAGCAACAAGGAGAGGAGACUAAGUUUGACGGCCGGCUCGCUUGUCCUGUAAUGAAUAUUAGACACAAAAUUGCCCUUACAAAUGGAGGCGUAGAGACCUAUAAAAGUUUACAUCCUUUGAUGUGUUCGAACGUGGAUGCUUACACAACUCUAGGACCUCGACAGUAUAAGUUUACAAGAUAUUCCAUGGAAAAUCAAUGCCAUUUUUCAGGAAGAAGGAGAUGGAUGGUGCUCAGACAGUGGUUUGUGUGAAGCGAGUGAAGCAAGAUGAACCAGAAGAGUGGGAUGAGAGCAUGCCAUUGCCUGGAGACAUUAUUGAAGGGUAUGCUGAAAAUGAUGCUGAUGAUGAGUUAUUUCGGCCUGCAAAAGUUAGAUCUGAACUAAGUUCACAGCUUGGAAAGAUCGGCCAGAAGGUGGAGACAAUAUGGGUGAAGGUUAGAAGGGGUGAUGAAACGCAUAAACUUCGUGUUCGUGUUGUAGCACAGAAGUCUUCAAUUCUCCAGAGGAAGUAUACAAUUAGAGCGGCUAGGGAUGACAGACAUGUUGCAGUUUUAGGUGACUUGACCUUAGAACGAUGCACCACACUCCAAGAAAUAAGCAGGAGGUUGGUGAAUGUGGAAUUUAGAGGGUUCAACAGAAAGGAAGUGAAGUAUGAUUGGAAGAGGAAAGUGGGUACUCACCUGCCGGACCAAGCAUCUACUGUCGUUAGUUCCAUUCUUUUCCUGCCCUUUCAAGGCGAAUAUUGCAUUGAGGCUUACUGCGGCAGUAUCUUCAGGGGCUCCUCUUGUCUUUGUCAAUGUCCAAACAGAACAGAUCGCGACCUCGGAAGCUUUUUGUCAAUCCUAACAUGCAUGAAUGUUUUCCUAAUAAGCCAAGAGGAGAAAAUCACUCCUACCAUAAAGGAAAUAAAUCGAGGGAAGCAACAAAACCACACUUCAAAUGUAGAAUUAGUGCAAAGCAUAAGGCUAUGGUUCCUACCUGGAGUGGAUGAAGUUUUACUUGAAAUGAUACCAGAAACAGGAGAUGCUGGAUUUGGAAUGGACAUAAAACGGACAGAAGAGGGAUUUAUUUGCGUCUACUCAGUAACAAAGGGUUCAGCUGCCGACCGUGCAGGGCUGAAGCAACUACUUGAAGAAGCAAAUGCCAAAAAGCAUCUGCUUGUUAUCUCUCGAUUAGAAGGCAAGAGUCUAAUGCCUACGAGUGUUAGCUCUGCUGGGCUUAUAUACUGUUGUGAUCACAAUGAAAUAAGGGUCACCCUAAUUUCAGCUAUCAACCGAAUGGAUAUAAUUCAACUCCAUAUCAUGGCCUGGCCUAACCAAACUCGUCCUGACACCCUGAAAUCAAUCAGUGCUGCGACCCUCCGGCCUCCCAAUGGAUAUUAUCACUCACCGCCACUAUGA
Messenger RNA from Durio zibethinus, 1419 nucleotides. The record is from RefSeq and is a predicted model, not a curated record. Lineage: Eukaryota; Viridiplantae; Streptophyta; Magnoliopsida; Malvales; Malvaceae.